CGAAGAUGUUCAAGUGCCUGGUAAUCGCCGUCCUCGUGGCAGUCGCCUCGGGCGACCCGCUUCUGCGCUGGAACCGCCUGAGCCCGACUGGGCGCAUCGUUGGUGGCUCCGAUGCCAACAUCGAGGACGUGCCUUACCAGGUGAGCCUGCAGAUCUCAGGCUUCGCCUUUUGCGGGGGCACCAUCAUCGCCGAGAACUGGGUCGUCACGGCGGCGCAUUGCGUGGGAUACCCCACAAACUUGGUGAAGGUCCGUGCCGGAUCCACCCACUCCAACGCCGGAGGAUCCCUCCACGGGGUCGCCGAUGUCAUCGUCCACGAGGAUUACGGCAGCACUCCCUACGGCACCCCGAUCAACGACAUCGCCCUGAUGAAGCUGGCUACUCCCUUCGAGCUGGACGUCACCCGCAAGGCCAUCCCCCUGUACGAGGAGAACGAGGAGGCCGAAGUAGGAGCCUACUCCACCAUCACCGGAUGGGGCACCAAGGCGCAGGGCGGCAGCACUACCACCGUUCUACAGACAGUCCAGGUGCCCAUCAUCUCCAAGGCCGACUGCAGCAAGGCCUACAAGGGCUUAGGAGGACUGCCCAAUGGCCAGAUCUGCGCCGCCUUCCCCGAGGGUGGAAAGGACGCCUGCCAGGGUGACUCCGGCGGCCCCCUCGCCAUCAAUGGCCGCCUCGCCGGCGUCGUCUCCUGGGGCAACGGAUGUGCCCAGCCCGGAUAUCCUGGAGUUUACACGGAGGUCGCCUUCUUCAGGUCCUGGAUCAAGGAAAAGUCUGGACUGUAAACGGAUCCCCUAUCUCGUCCUCGCUCUCAUUCUGGA
Molecule: messenger RNA, 821 nt
Organism: Orussus abietinus
Lineage: Eukaryota; Metazoa; Arthropoda; Insecta; Hymenoptera; Orussidae
Product: trypsin-2
Exons: 2
Coding region: 6-785 (259 amino acids)
Biological process (GO): proteolysis
Molecular function (GO): serine-type endopeptidase activity
Source: RefSeq, a predicted model, not a curated record